This is a messenger RNA of Eleginops maclovinus (Patagonian blennie), 1971 nucleotides long. RefSeq lists its product as uncharacterized. The record is from RefSeq and is a predicted model, not a curated record. Gene Ontology annotation, cellular component: endomembrane system. The transcript has 9 exons. NCBI's taxonomy places the organism in Eukaryota, Metazoa, Chordata, Actinopteri, Perciformes, Eleginopidae. The coding region runs from base 58 to 1209 and encodes 383 amino acids. Gene Ontology annotation, biological process: biosynthetic process. Gene Ontology annotation, molecular function: strictosidine synthase activity; hydrolase activity.
UUGAGUCAGAUCAGUUUGAUCCAGCACCAAGAGGACACGUUCUCUCACAACUCAACAAUGUUGGGUAAAAGAUCGUUAUUAGCGGCUCUCCUCGCUGUGGCUGUUGGAGUUUACCUGCUGCCCUCUCCCAUAGACCCCAAACCACAUGUUCUGAAGGGCCCCCCUCCAGCUCUCGAGGGUCCACUGGCUGUCAACACCCUGCUGCAGAAGGGCCGCAGGCUGUUUGUUGGUAAACUUCACGGACCAGAAUCCUUCACUGCUGAUGAGGAGGGUAACGUGUACACGGGCACGGUGGACGGGAAGCUGUGGCGGAUCAGUCCUGACGACAGCCUCACACUCCUCACACACAUGGGACAGGAUCUACCAGAAUGUGGCAGCAGCACGAACUAUGAGCCGGUGUGCGGCCGUCCUCAUGGAGUUCGUCUGGAUCGUCACGGUCAGCUGAUCGUGGCUGACUCGUACUUUGGUCUGCACAGCGUUAACCCCAAAACUGGAGAAAAGACUCUGCUGCUGGCUAACUCACAAGGUGCUGCUGGCGUCCCCUUCGCCUUCCUGAACGGUCUGGAGAUUUCCUCUGAGACGGGGAUCAUUUAUUUCACUGACUCCUCGAGUCGCUGGGGACGCAGACACGUCAACCUGGAGGUGAUUGAGCUGAACACCCUCGGUCGUCUCCUCUCCUUCGACCCGCAGACGGGAAGUGUGACGGUUCUGCUCGGCGAUCUCUACAUGCCAAACGGCAUCGCUCUGUCACCUGACGAGCGCUUCCUGUUGCUAGCGGAGACAAGCAUCGGACGCAUACUGAGGUUUUGGCUGAAGGGCCCAAAGGCCGGCACCAAGGAGGUCGUCAUGGACAACAUGAUCGGUUACCCCGACAACAUCCGCCGUAGCGACCACGGAACAUUCCUUGUUGGCAUAACGACGCCGAGGUUCCGGAAAGUUACCCCCCCCUUCCUGGACAUGAUCGCCCCGUAUCCCGCCGUCAAACGCUUCCUGGCAAAAGUGAUUCCUCUGGGCUGGUACCGUGUCAUGCUGCCACGCUACGCUCUGGUCCUGGAGCUGGGGUCUGACGGAGAGCUGGUGGGAACCCUGCACGACCCCGAGGGCCGCCUCACCUGGGCCGUCAGCGACGUCUUCCAGCACCGCGGGAGGACGUACCUGGGCAACACCGACCUGCCUUUCCUGCCCGUCCUGGAGGGGGCGGACAGCUGAUGAUGGACCGCGGCAGGAAACUUAAUGUAGGAUUAAUAUUUUAAUUUCUGGACUGUUAUGAUCGAGGAGCUAUGAGGAACAUUGUGGUGCUUCUGGAUUUUACUUGUAAAGGUUUUUUAACCUCUGUUCACCCCUGGAGCAACGUGCAGGUGUUGCAUAGAUCCAACCUGGAUAUUUUGGUUGAAGGUCGGACUUUUUCACACACUAACUGAGAGAAGAACUGAAAAGCUGUGAUCAUCUGAAGACAUUUUUAGAAAAGUUUUUAAGAAUCUGCAGGAGCAAAAAUACAAGUGCUCAAAUGCCGGUUCAUAGAAUAUAAUUUACAUUUGAAUCGUACCGGGUACAUUGAGCUAAAACCAUAGUAUACACCUAAAAUACUGUGCGUUAAAAUAUAGAAAUGAAGUUACAAAUACUCCACCCAUUUAUCUUCACACUUAAUCCAACUGGAAUAAAUCUUCCAAAAGAAACUCUUAAUGUCAUUUGACUUUCUCUCUUAGGAUUUGUAUUUAAUUUACAAUAAACAUUUUAAUUUGGGAGGGAAUGUGUACUACUAAAACAAAUUGUAAAAUUUGAAAUUGAAUAAAUAUUUGAUAUAAAAAGAACAUUUGACUCCUGAAUGACAAAUGUGUAAUUCAUUUAAAAACCACAUCAUUCAAAUGUUUUGUUCAGAUAACGUUUGGACAUUUGAAGACAUCAUCUGGGAUGUGAAACGUAUUCUUGAAAUUAUUUUGACUAAAAUAUAAAAUACUUUGUUUUUCUUCA